AGAUUUCUGGCACCUCAUCGACAUCAUCGACCUGGUCCAGUAUACUAUCACCGAACACUACUGGCUGAUUGAACAAGACAAUAUUCUGGCUUUCUGCAUCCCCACAGGCUGCACAACCCUCUGCCGGUGCCUCUCCAAUGCUUAUUCCCGUUCACGCCCCCCAAAUUCAGUCGCCGGAUUGAAUGAUCAAUUAGCGUAGAGCCAACAUCACGAAAGUUCAAAAUCUAAAGGUCUUCGUUCCGAGCCCGCUUAUCGCUUUGAAUCGUCCCCAAACGAUCAUGUUCGCCAAACUCUCCACUACCUUGUUGUGCGUCCCUGUACUUGCCCAAAAUAUUCAGCUUGACGUCAACUUGGGCCACGAAAGACGAGUUGACAUUGAAAAAAUGGACACGACGAUUGCAUCACUUGCUCAAAUCGCGACCGACAACGGAGGAAACCGUGCUUUUGGUUUGUCGGGAUAUGACGCGUCGGUAGAUUUCAUCCUCAAAUCUAUCAAGAAGUUCGAUAAGGAACGUGCAUUUAAUGUCUGGACCCAGCCCUUCGAAGGCUUGUGGACGCAGAUCACGGUUCAUCGUCUGAACAUAUCCGAAACGGAAUCGUACAUUCCUGUCGGCCUCACGUACUCCCCGUCGACGCCAGUUGGUGGUGUUACUGCUGAACUAGCGAUCGUUCCGGGUGACGCUAAACCCUGUAACGCUGAAGAAUUAUUGGCUACGGGUGCUAACGUCACUGGAAAGAUCCUUUUGAUUGAGCGUGGCUCAUGCCCCGAUGGAACCACGUUUGCGGGAAAGGUCAAGACGGCCAAGGGCGCAGGCGCUAUCGGCGCUAUCAUCUACAACAGUCAGGAUCCUUUCAUUUCUGGUGGAACCCUCAGUGCACCCAACCCCGAAUACAUCCCUGCCGGAUUACUCCAGCGGGCUCAGGGUCUAUCGUUGAGGGAUCGUGUUUUGGCAGGAGAAGUCUUGAAUGUUCGUUACGAGCAAAUACAACUUCUUGAGAACAGGACGACCGUUAACGUCCUCGCUGAGACCAAGGCUGGCAAUAAAAAUAAUGUGAUCAUGCUCGGAGCUCACCUUGAUAGUGUUCAAGCUGGGGCUGGCGUCAACGACGAUGGGUCUGGCACUGCGCUCAUCCUUGAGCUGCUGCGUACCCUCGAUGCAAACAAAGUCAAGAACCGAGUGCGAUUUGCUUGGUGGGCCGCUGAAGAAAAUGGUCUCCUCGGUUCCAAGCACUACACCGAGAAUCUCCCUACCAACGAUGUGAAGAAGCUCUUGGUGUAUCUCAACUUCGACAUGGUUGGCAGAGGUUACUACGGCGUCUUCGAUGGCGAUGGCUCAAGGUACAACUUGACUGGACCACCAGGCUCUGAUGUGAUUGAGGAUAUCUUUACCAAAUGGUUUACUGCUCGAGGUAUCAACACUACCGAAGCCGCCAUAAGUGGUGGCAGCGAUUACCUACAUUUCAUGCAAGAUCUAAACAAGCCUAUUGGAGGUUUGCACACCGGAACUGGCGUCGAACAGGACCCCUGUUACCACCAGGCUUGUGAUGGUUAUGAGAAUGUCAACAUCACUCAGCUCUAUAUCAACACUCAAGCGGCUCAACACGUCCUGUUCGAAUUGAUUGAGAAUGGUCCGAGAAUUAUUCCCAAGACUAGUUAUCACACUAGUACUGUCUUAUUGAGCAGGUCGGGAGGUUGGACCUACCUGAAAGAUGAUUAGAAGCACAGUCGUGGGGCGAUGUACAU
Marasmius oreades (fairy-ring Marasmius) is the source of this 1744-nucleotide messenger RNA. RefSeq lists its product as uncharacterized. Gene Ontology annotation, biological process: proteolysis. The record is from RefSeq and is a predicted model, not a curated record. The coding region runs from base 279 to 1718 and encodes 479 amino acids. NCBI's taxonomy places the organism in Eukaryota, Fungi, Basidiomycota, Agaricomycetes, Agaricales, Marasmiaceae. Gene Ontology annotation, molecular function: metalloexopeptidase activity. The transcript is spliced from 7 exons.